AUGCCUUACAGGAAAGAGGAAGAAGGCGCCCGCCCCAGCCCGUCCCCAGCAAGCUCUGUACCCCCCAGCAUCCAAAACUACACGGAGAAGCUGGGUCGGUACCACUCGUACGAGGCCGUCCGCCGAGCUUUCCGGGUGUGGGAGCAAGCCACGCCACUGGUGUUCCGCGAGGUGCCCUACGAGGACAUCCGGCAGAAGCGGAAGAAGGAGGCUGACAUCAUGGUGCUCUUCGCCUCCGGCUUCCACGGAGACAGCUCCCCCUUCGACGGCGUCGGGGGCUUUUUGGCUCACGCCUAUUUUCCCGGUCCUGGCAUGGGGGGGGACACGCACUUCGACUCGGAUGAGCCCUGGACGCUGGAGAACGCGGAUGUGUCUGGGAACAACCUUUUCUUGGUGGCCGUGCACGAGCUGGGGCACUCACUGGGCUUGGAGCACUCCAGCAACCCCAGUGCUAUCAUGGCCCCCUUCUACCAGUGGAUGGACACGGAGAACUUCCAGCUGCCCGAGGACGACCUCAAGGGCAUCCAGCAACUGUAUGGUACGGCAGAUGGGCACCCUCAGCCCACCAAGCCUUUGCCCACCGUGACACCCCGGAGACCUGGCAGGCCAGACCAGAGACCCCCGAAACCAGCCCCCCCGGGGAAACCGGAGCGACCCCCCAAGCCCGGCAACCCGGACCGACCCGACCAGUACGGCCCCGACAUCUGCGACGGGAACUUCGACACGGUGGCGGUGCUGCGUGGGGAGAUGUUUGUGUUCAAGGGCCGCUGGUUCUGGAGGGUCCGGCACAACCGGGUGCUGGACAACUACCCCAUGCCCAUCGGGCACUUCUGGCGGGGCCUCCCUGGGGACAUCGACGCCGCCUACGAGAGGCACGACGGGAGGUUUGUCUUCUUUAAAGGUGAGCAGGGAGAGCCGGGUUAUCCCAAAUCCAUCCUACGGGACUUCAUGGGCUGCCACACGGAGCUGGUCCCGGACCCGCAUCCUCGCUGGCCCGAUGGGGACCAACCCCCCUUCAACCCUGACGGGGAUGGGCGGGCUGAAGACAGGGAGGAGGAAGAGGAGGAGGAGGAGGAAGAUGAGGAGGAUUACAGCGAGGGCGGCCGCCAGCCGGGCGGCGACGUGGACGUGGUGGUGCAGAUCGACGAGUACACGCGCACCAUGAGCGUCGUCAUGGUGCUGGUGCUGCUGGUGCUGCUGCUGUGCAUCCUCGGCCUCAUCUACGUCAUCAUCCAGAUGCAGAGGAAGGGCGCGCCCCGAAUGCUCUUGUACUGCAAGCGCUCCUUGCAGGAGUGGGUCUGA
Messenger RNA from Opisthocomus hoazin, 1302 nucleotides. The record is from RefSeq and is a predicted model, not a curated record. Lineage: Eukaryota; Metazoa; Chordata; Aves; Opisthocomiformes; Opisthocomidae.